AGAGGUGCUGCCCGCCACCAUGUUUGUCCUGGUAGAGAUGACGGACACAGUGAGGAUUGCUCCCUGGCAGUUUGAGAGGAAACUGAAUGAUUCCAUUGCGGAAGAGCUAAACAAGAAAUUGGCCAAUAAGGUUGUGUACAAUGUCGGCCUCUGCAUCUGUUUGUAUGAUAUCACAAAGCUGGAGGAUUCAUACAUUUUCCCUGGAGAUGGUGCAUCUCAUACCAAAGUCCAUUUCCGCUACGUGGUCUUCCAUCCCUUCUUGGACGAGAUCCUCAUUGGACAGAUUAAAAGCUGCAGUCAGGAUGGUGUUCACGUUUCUGUUGGAUUCUUUGAUGAUAUUGUCAUCCCACCAGAAUCGCUGCAGCAGCCGGCUAAGUUGUAUCCCUUGAUCACCUUUGAUAACUUUACUACUUCAUUUCAAAGGAUUGUGCAGUGCUGGCCCAACAGCAUUCACUGCUGCAACAAUGGAGGUGCUCAGUGGCAGAAGCUAAGCCGUUGUGUCAGCGAUGAAGCAGAGCAGGUGUGGGUGUGGGAAUAUGAGACAGAAGAAGGGGCCCACGACCUUUACAUGGACAUUGGGGAGGAGAUCCGCUUCCGAGUUGUGGAUGAGACAUUUGUUGAUACAUCCCCGACGGGUCCAAACUCUGCAGAGGCUUCCGCUUCCAAUGCCACAGAAGAAGUCCAGAAGAAAGAGGCACCCUACACUCUUGUGGGAUCCAUCAGUGAGCCAGGCUUGGGCCUCCUGUCAUGGUGGACAAACAGCUAGCUGCCAUCAGAGCCUGCUCCACAGAAAGUCUUUCCGGUGGAUGUUUGGGGGAUAAUGGGAUCCUGCUGGUGCUCAUUGCUCCUCUGAAGCUGAAUGAGAAAUUAGACCUGCCAUUCUGUGUUUUCCCCUUCAGCUUCCAGCCUGCCAGAUAGAGACAAGUUGCUUUCAAGAAAUGUCUCCACUCAUCUGUAGAAGUGAUUUUACAGGCACAAAAAGCCCUGAGCGCAGCAGCAAGAAACUCAGCUGGAGCUUUGGUCUCCUGCCCUGCAGGGAAAACUGGGGAGGUCUUUGCUUGUCUGAAUCUAGAAGGGAGUUGCCUUCAGUGAGUGAAAGCAGGAGAGAAUGCCUGUCAAGGAGGUUUGCUUCCUUGGGCUGAGAGCUUGAUCUCAGAGGGGUAGAAAUCUGCCCUUCUUUUGACAGGAAAUGAAACAAGAAAACACUGGAGUUAAUGGAGGUGUGGUACCUGGAAAAUGCUGCUGCCAGGAGAGGUGGUGGUGGUGGUAAUGUUCUGCUGGGAAUAGGGAGUUCAUCCAUGGAUGAAGUCAGUCAAAAAGAACUGUUAAUAGUAGUUUACCUAAAAGUAACUUGGGCUCUGUGAAGAUGGCCACCGUGGAAUGCUAGAUGCUGCUUAUUGUGCUGAAUGGAAAUACUUUAUUGUACAAGCUGUAUUUACAUAGAAUGAGAUAAACUUUGCAGGGGUUCAACUGAAAAUAGAUAAUUAUGAACUGAAAUGGACCAAGGCUGCUAUGAACAAGCCAAAUACUUGUUCAUGGGGGUGUGUUAAUACAAGAAAUGGAAUAAAUAGUAAAAACCACA
Molecule: messenger RNA, 1582 nt
Organism: Neopsephotus bourkii (Bourke's parrot)
Lineage: Eukaryota; Metazoa; Chordata; Aves; Psittaciformes; Psittacidae
Gene: POLR3H
Product: RNA polymerase III subunit H
Exons: 6
Coding region: 20-766 (248 amino acids)
Biological process (GO): DNA-templated transcription; transcription initiation at RNA polymerase III promoter
Cellular component (GO): RNA polymerase III complex
Molecular function (GO): DNA-directed RNA polymerase activity; DNA binding
Source: RefSeq, a predicted model, not a curated record